GGCACGUCUGUAGAACUAGUGAUCAACAGACACAUUAUAGUAUGCGCAGUAGUUUCUAUUAAUGUACAACAUGGAGCGGCAGAGUGUUGGUGUCCAAACUAAUUGGGAAGAAAAAAAUGACGUUCCAAGUCUUGAAGAAUUACAACAUCGUCUUUGCAAACUCAUCACUGAUUGCGGCACUGAUAAUGAUGUACCAAACAUGAGAUCGCCAACGGACAUGGAAUCUUCGUUACAUUAUAAUGACAUUAAAAAUAUGACCCCCGUUACAUCAAAACAAACAGAAUUUUUGCCCAAAGACGGAGUAACCAAUAUUACGGCAAAGAAUGAAGAAACUUAUGCCGUGGCUAUGUUUUGCAAUCGCUCUGGCAGAGGAUGCAAUGCCAUAGGUGAGGUAUACGUUGUGGAUAUUGAAUCUGAUAUACCUUCCGUAAAAAUGCUUUGUAUGGGUGGGAUACCCAAAUUACUUUUCGGAAAAAACAACAGUUCGCUUUUAUUCGGAGGAUCGUUGUGUGGAGCAAUUCAUGUAUGGGAUGUUAAAUCACAGUCGGAAAUAUCUGUUAUACCACCCAGUAUUCAUAAAGGACAUAUAGACCCUAUUAUAUCACUAGAGUCAUUAACACGUGAUACACUACUAUCAGUUGACGUGGCUGGGAAGGCGAUUACAUGGGACUUACGCAAUUUGGCCGAACCAGUGUCACACGUAGAAUGGGAAAUAGCCAGUCGCGCCUGUAGAGUUUCAUCUGUUUGUCGUGGCAGUACGUUCUACUGUUCGAGUCUCAGUGGCAAGAUAUAUAAAUGCAACAGUGAUGGUAUAUCGCAAGAAGGGGAUAUAAUACAUGAAUCUGGAAUAAUUGCGUCAUCGGUAUCUACUGUCGGACCCAUUGAAUUGUUGGCCACAUCAUCCCUGGAUAGUAGUAUCAAAGUAUGGGAUCCUCAGGAUUUUACGAUGGCUAUAUACGACCUGUUACCAUCAAUUAAUUGCACAGUGGACAUGGCGUGGCAUCCUACAAUAACAAACGUAUUAGCAACAGCCGACGACCACGGAAACGUUAGUGUAUGGAAUUUUGCCAAAAACCGAAUGAUGCCGGUGUGCAGUGUCAACCACGAUGGAACUUCCAGUGCGAUUGCAUGGACUCCCAGUGGCAAGCAUCUCAUCGUCGGCGGUUAUGGUGUAAGCAUAUUUGAACCCGAAAAAGAGGUGUGUAAAAUAAUAUCAAAUAAUACAAAUGAAGGUAUUGCACAAUGACCAUGAGUCAAUUAUGUCUACAUUCAACACCAUAAAAACUACGUCAUAUA
Messenger RNA from Babesia bovis T2Bo, 1296 nucleotides. Its product is annotated as WD domain G-beta repeat family protein. NCBI's taxonomy places the organism in Eukaryota, Apicomplexa, Aconoidasida, Piroplasmida, Babesiidae. Gene Ontology annotation, cellular component: ciliary plasm; cytoplasmic dynein complex. Gene Ontology annotation, biological process: intraciliary transport. The transcript has 9 exons. Bases 62 to 1246 code for a protein of 394 amino acids. Gene Ontology annotation, molecular function: dynein heavy chain binding; dynein light chain binding. The record is from RefSeq and is a predicted model, not a curated record.